AUGCAAGAUGGGCCCAGAAGGAUUGCAAUCACUGGUUUAGGAGGGGUCGGAAAGACACAAGUGGCCCUAGAGAUAGCACACCGCAUACGUGACCAAGAUAAGGAGUGCUUAAUUUUCUGGAUUCCAUGUACAAGCCAUGCAAUUAUUGAGCAGACAUUCUUAAACAUUGCACAGACACUCGAACUUGGUGACGUGAAGGCAUCAGAGGUUAAAGAACAGAUCAAGAUAUACCUCACCUCCAAGCGUGCAGGAAAGUGGCUUUUAAUUUUUGAUAAUGCGGAUGAUACCGAGAUGUGGUUAACAGCUAGUGACACAGCUCUGGCCCUUGAGGAUCUUCUACCUGAGGGUGGACAAGGCCGUAUUCUAUUCACUACCCGAAACCGAAAACUCGCCAUGAAGCUGGCACCUUUCAACACUGUUCCAAUUCCAGACGUGGAUAGAGAAACCGCACUAAAAAUUCUAGAAAGAACAUUGGAAAAUAAAGACUUGCUUAAAGAUAGUACGAUAUCAGCUACUCUUUUAGAGCAACUAGCCUUUCUACCUUUGGCAAUUACACAGGCAGCAGCAUAUAUUAUCGAAAACGGUAUAAAUUUGUCUACCUACCUUGCACUUCUCCAAGAGCAGGAACAAGAUACUGUGGAACUCCUUAGUGAAGACUUUAGGGAUCCAGGACGCUAUAAGGAUAUCCAGAACCCUGUGAUCAGUACCUGGUUAGUAUCAUUUAGACAGAUUCAGCAUCAAGAUCAAUUAGCAGCAGACUAUCUAUCUUUUAUGGCCUGUAUUGAUCAAAAAAUAUUCCCCAGUCCCUUCUUCCUCUCCAAGCAUCCAGGAAACAAAGACUUGACGCUUUGGGGCUUCUGA
Molecule: messenger RNA, 861 nt
Organism: Aspergillus tanneri
Lineage: Eukaryota; Fungi; Ascomycota; Eurotiomycetes; Eurotiales; Aspergillaceae
Exons: 1
Coding region: 1-861 (286 amino acids)
Molecular function (GO): ADP binding
Source: RefSeq, a predicted model, not a curated record